This is a messenger RNA of Syngnathoides biaculeatus (alligator pipefish), 953 nucleotides long. It is a transcript of the gene cbln1, whose product is annotated as cerebellin 1 precursor. Bases 366 to 947 code for a protein of 193 amino acids. Gene Ontology annotation, molecular function: protein binding. Lineage: Eukaryota; Metazoa; Chordata; Actinopteri; Syngnathiformes; Syngnathidae. Gene Ontology annotation, cellular component: glutamatergic synapse; synaptic cleft. The record is from RefSeq and is a predicted model, not a curated record. The transcript has 3 exons.
CAGACGGCACUCGCCACCCCCCCUUCGUCCCACCUACUCGCCAACCUUCCUCCAUCUCGCCCCUGAGCGCGCGCACUCCUUUCCUGUUCUCCGAGUCACCGAAAAGCAGUGAAGAAGUGAAAAAGGCUUAAAAAAGAAAAGAAAAGAAAAGAAAAGGAAAAAAGGACGACCAACAGCAAGCGUCGAAUCUGGCCGGACGUCCUGGGACGGUUCUCCGAAAGCGAGCGUGUCGGCCAACUCCCAGCAGAGUUCGCUUGACUUUGUGGGAAAGCUGGGCAGCCGCUACCAGCCCUACUUUCCCCGCGGAAGUGGACUCCAGCCCACCCCCCCCGCUCCCAAGUCCUCGCUUGUGGCCCCGUCCGGGCAUGUUGGCCCUUUGCCUGCUGAGCGCCGCGUGGCUCACGGCGUUGCCGAGCCCGAGCCGCGCUCAGAACGAGACAGAACCGAUCGUCCUGGAGGGGAAGUGCCUGGUGGUGUGCGACUCCAACCCGACGUCGGACCCCACGGGCACGGCGCUGGGCAUCUCGGUGCGCUCGGGCAGUGCCAAAGUGGCCUUCUCGGCCGUGCGGAACACCAACCACGAGCCUUCGGAAAUGAGCAACCGGACCAUGGUCAUCUACUUUGAUCGGGUUCUCGUAAACGUCGGGAGGAAUUUUGACGAGGAGAGAAGUAAUUUCAUUGCGCCGCGAAAAGGGAUUUACAGUUUUAACUUCCACGUCGUGAAAGUCUACAACCGCCAAACAAUACAGGUUAGCCUCAUGCACAACGGCUGGCCCGUCAUCUCGGCCUUUGCUGGUGACCAGGAUGUGACCCGCGAGGCGGCUAGCAACGGCGUUCUGAUCCAGAUGGAGAAGGGGGACCGGGCCUACCUCAAACUGGAGAGAGGAAAUUUGAUGGGAGGCUGGAAAUAUUCCACCUUCUCUGGUUUUCUGGUGUUCCCCAUGUAGAGGAGC